Molecule: messenger RNA, 1776 nt
Organism: Galdieria sulphuraria
Lineage: Eukaryota; Rhodophyta; Bangiophyceae; Galdieriales; Galdieriaceae
Product: MFS transporter, SP family, sugar:H+ symporter
Exons: 2
Coding region: 24-1676 (550 amino acids)
Biological process (GO): transmembrane transport
Cellular component (GO): membrane
Molecular function (GO): myo-inositol:proton symporter activity
Source: RefSeq, a predicted model, not a curated record
CAUUUUCAAUUUGAGUUUGGAAAAUGUCCAAGAAUGAGGAAGAACUGAGUGUGAUAAGAGAACCUAGUACAGAAGUAAAUGAAGAAGGAGGUGAUGAUAAAGGUGUGAGAUACGCAAUAACAGGACACACGGAACAAGAAAUAGAUGCCGAAUUGGAGAAGUUAGAAGAAGGAAGUAUCGCAAAGGGAGGGCGCCGAAUAUUUUCUUCCACUUUGUUUGGAAACCCAAAAUAUUUCAUAUGGGUUCUGGCGUCGUUUGCUAGUAUGGGAGGUAUCUUAUAUGGUAUUGACCAGUCCUUAAUAAGUGGAGCCGGCUUGUAUGUACCAACUGAUCUGAACUAUGGCUCAAACAAAGAAUCUAUGAUUUCCGGUUUCAUGCCUCUGGGUGGUAUUUUUGGUGCAAUUAUGGUUUAUCCCACAAAUGAACUAAUUGGAAGAAAAUGGUCUAUUAUUGGUGCUUGUCUUCUUUAUACUGUGGGAGGUAUUCUUGAGGCUGAUGCUCAGUCUUGGGGAAUGCUUCUUGCAGGAAGAAUGAUCUUGGGUGCUGGAGUAGCUUUGGAGGCUGCAACGGUCCCUGGUUAUAUUGCAGAAUGCAGCACAAAGCGUUGGAGAGGGGGCCUCGUAUCUCUUUAUCAAGUCAUGAUUAUGUUAGGGUUGCUGUUUGGUUAUAUUGAUGCUGCCAUCUUUGUAGACGUUUCUGGAAAUUGGCGUUGGAUGUUAGGUUCCUCAUUACUGUUUUCUACCAUUUUUCUUAUUGCUAUGCUAUUUCUACCUGAAAGCCCCCGUUAUUUGAUGAAGGUUGGAAAGAAGCUAGACUCAUAUGUGAUAUGGAAAAGAGUUAGAGGCUUCUCCACUUUCGAAGAGAAAGAAGAAUUCUUUCAAAUGGAACAGCAUGUAUUGGAAGAAAUAGAAUCAGCGAAGGGCCGUUUUAUCUGGUUGGACUUUAUUAAUAAGCCUCGUUGCCGACAUGCCGCACAAUAUGCAAUAAUCCUAAUGAUUAUUCAACAGUUUUCAGGAAUUAAUUCAGUAAAUUAUUAUAUGGGAACGCUGAUGCAUGAGACCGGGCUCACCAAACAACAAGCUGUGUAUACCAGCAUGAUUGGAGGAGGCACAGGGUUUUUAUCCACCAUUCCUGCAAUAUAUUUGAUGGAUCGGUUGGGUAGAAGAACUCUAUUAUUAAGUCUUAUUUCUGGAGUUUUCAUUGGUCUACUUAUCAUAGGGUUCUCAUUCUUGUCAUCAAGUACUCAUACCAAGGAGGGUAUAUACAUAUGGGGCGUUGUGAUAUACUACUUAUUCUGGGGCUCAUGUCUGGGUCCAACUCCUUGGGUUGUCGGUUCUGAGGUUUGGCCAACAUAUUUGAGAAGUCAAGGAUUGUUUUUGACAGAUAUUACCAACUGGACUGGUGACUUUAUUACAACCUAUGCAUUUCCGCAUAUGACAGCUGCAAUGACUAAUGAAGGCACUUUCUGCGGAUUCUAUGCAGGCAUUGUGCUUAUUGGUACUUUUUAUCUAAUGUUAUUUAUGCCAGAGACGAAGGAUAAGACGCUGGAAGAGUUGGAUCAGGUCUUUGAACAGCCGUUGAGUGAUUUGAUGGCAGAAAAUAUUCAGAAGUUGAAGGAGACUUGGGAUGAUUUGAAAUCGUUCCGCUUUAGCAGAGUUUGGGCUCUUUCAAAGUAAAUGUUCCUUCAAUCAUUGAUAUUGUCCUUGCUUUGUUUGAUGGUUCGAGACAUUUGUGUGUUGCUUCGGAAAAUUCAUUAUUAAAAUAAAAUUGCAUUGC